AUGACCACCUCGCGCAAUCCAACGGCGUUGAGUAGGUCGGAGAGCAUUAGCGAAGGAUCCCCUCGAUACCAAACCAAUCUACGGCAGCGACUCCAGGACAAUAUCAAUACGCUGGACGGUCUCAUCAAUGAAACGAAUAAUACCGCCGCCCAGAAUACCGCCUCCCUGACAGCCUCAUCUCCAUACCCGAGUCCACCAAGCACCGAUCCGCCACCCUACCUGGCUGCCAAUUUUGCGUCCAGCGUUCCGAGCCUGCGCCCGCGCGCAUCCACGGCAACCCUUGCGCAGAAUCCGCAGCCCAUCAUGUAUUCGAAUCAACAGAAUAACAACUCGCGGCCCUAUGGCGUGCCGCCGCCGCCGCCGCCGCCGACAAUGUCGCCGCCCCAGAUGCUGUCUAUGCCAUCCAUACCUCCUCCCCCACCUCGAUACCCAAGCGCGCCAUCUGGCACUGUGGGAAUGCAGCUUCCUGGCCCUCCGUCCGGUCCUCCCCCCAACGCGGCAAUGAACUCGCAAACGCAAUGGCAAGGCAGCUGGGGUCGUCCCUACGACACGAGGCCCGGCUUGUCAAUGCCAGGGCCGCCUCCCAAUGGUCUGCACAGAGCGUACGAUCCAAAACUUCACCAGCAGUUAUCAAUGGGUAAUCUUGGCGGUACCAUGUCAAUACCACCUCCGCCUCCUUCCGAUCCACCCAACAUGUCCAUGUCAGCAACGUAUAUUCCCCAAGGCGAUACGUACGGAGAGGGCGUGGGUAUACCUGCAUUCGGCUUUGACGAAUUGCCUGCCACGUUCGCGCCAGCAGCCCAGGUGUCCUGGUCUGCUGCAGGACAAAUCGGGGUUGGCGAUGCUGCAAAAACAAUGGCAGCUGAUGACAGCCAAAAUAGAUUAUACGCAAACAGUAUGGCCAAUAGAAUGGCAUCUACUGCCUCGAAUGCUGCAAGCUCCGCAUCUGGAGUCUCUCCGGAAUUGGCCGCAAAAUGGCCCUUGGAUAAUGUCUUACUGUGGUUGGCCACUAACCAAUUCUCAAAGGACUGGCAGGACACAUUUAAACGGCUGAAUCUACACGGAGCGCAAUUUCUCGAGCUGGGCAGUGCCCGUGGCGGUCGUGGUAACUUUGGUUUGAUGCACCAACAGGUCUACCCAACGCUGGCUCAAGAAUGCACAAAGAACGGGACAAAAUGGGAUUCGUCUCGUGAGAGAGAGGAAGGAAAGCGCAUGCGCCGAUUGAUACGCACCAUUACAUAUACUGCGAGUGCGAAUACGUCUUCGGGUCGAGAUGCGAAUAAUCAUGCAAAAGGCUCCGGAGGGGCCCCGCCAAACAGCCAAGGAGCUGGGACAGACGUGGAGUCGCCCAAUACACCUAUCAAAGCUCCAGGGCCUGGCUUCUCUGGAAGGCGGUUCUCGCAGACGAGGUCCACCACCAUGCCAACACUGAGCGGGAACACAAUGAGCUCCGACGCUAAUCACAGGACCAUUCUCAAGGGUCUCGAUAUUGAGAGUAGUCGGAGACAUAGUCCUGUUGGGAACGAUGCAGAUGGCAAUUAUCGCAGUGCAUUCCGUGGCGACAGUCCUUCGGGCAGCCCAAAGCCAAAUUCUGGCUUGUUCCCGCAAUCAGCCGGGAACUUGUCAGCCUCAUCGCCAUCUGGCCGCUUUGGCCAUCGUUCAAGGGACAGUACCAGCUCUGUAUCCUCGAACGCCGCAAUAUACGGUUCUGGUGUACCCGCAGAGGCCAGCCAGCUGUUGCGCAAUGGUAUGAGUGGCAUAGGCGAAAUGUUGAACGCUAACCGAAACAAGGACAAUUCUGGACAGUCCCCACUGGAGGCAAGCGAUCGAUCAGCAGGUCCCGACCCGCCGGGCUCUGCUAAAGACAACAAGAGCUUUCUCAGCUUCUUCCAGAAGCGGAAAAAGAAGGAGGACGGCGCUGCUGCCUCUCCUGAGGAGGGUGAUGCACAAACGAGCCCACAUCUUUCCAAGGCAUCCCUUUUUGGCAACCGUUCGGCAGGUGCCGAACUGGAUGCGUCGUCGUUGGAUAGUGCUCCAGCCUUUCGCAGAAACCCAAACGCCCCCCGCGUCUUUGUGCUCACGACCUUGGAUGGAUGGAACUAUCGCAUGUGCGAUGUGACGGAUUGCCAGACUGCAGCAGACUUACGAGUCUGCAUCUGUAUGAAUAUGGGAGUCUCGGACCCAAAGACAGCGCUGUUGUUCCUCACGGAGCUGGGGCGAACAACUCAUGACGAAGCUCUUGAGGACCAGAGCCUGAUGAUCCAUAAGAGGAACAAGGCAGACGCCACUGGCACGUUGAAAUUCUUCGUGAAGAUUCAUAAUCCAGCAAUACACAAUUCGAUUCCCGAGUCACUAACCCCGGGAUAUGCACUACCAGCAAACUCCAUGGACGAUGAAGCGUAUGCACGUCUUGACGGGCAGCGGGAACGCUCUAGUUCGUCGCCGCCGGCCUCCCGUGUCGACACAGUAAGUGGGAACGGGCCAGAUCCCAAUGAAUUGGCACAAAGAGCCAACGACUACAAGUUGGGUGUUGAAAAGCAGCAAGCUGCCUACUUGGCCAGGAGAAAGCAGGCGCUCGAAAAGUCAUCGCCGCAGGAGAACAGCUCUCAAUUCGGUAUUGUGGGCAGAAACGUCGACUUUGAUCAGCCUCGUAACUCGCCAUAUGAGGAAAAGAAGCCCGAUAAUCUCUUCCCACAACGUCGCGCCCCGGCACCCCCAGGCGUCGAGACUGCCACGCUCAUCAAGGCCAAUUCAUUGAGUAAGAAGAGCGGGCAUCAGAUGCGGCAAUCCCAGAGCAGUUUUGAUGGGUACCCCAGCCCCAGAAGGCCGACUACAUCAACAAAUGACACCUCUCAAGAAAUGUCACAGCGGCGGCCCGCCACUGCCACAAGAGAACCCCAAACCUCAGCCCUAGGCGCUUUGGUUGGCAUGGGCAGCGCGCUCAGCCACUUUGGUCGGCCCACACAAAAUAACCGGCACCAGAAACCUGUAUCGCCAGCCAGGAAUAUAUCCGGAGCCUCAGCAGGAGCUGCAUAUGAUGAAGUACGAGGUAAGCGAGCCAUGGCAACGGUUGACUUUGACCAGACUGCUUCGGGUCGCAGUAGUCCGCGAUCUGGGUCCCCCGGGACUCUCACAUGGAGCCGUGGAGACCUUGCAUUUACCGUUCCGGACUACUCGCCCGGCGGCACGCCUGUGAAUGGAAACAAAUCCAAACCUGAAUAUGGACCCCUUGCUAAAGUGCGUGAUGCAGCACAACGAGCGCCAUCACCCGGAGACCUUAGCCCCAACUCGGCGCACCCGUCCAGCAACGACGUCAGGCCAGAACCUCAACGUCGCAAAUCCCAUGGACCUGAUGUGGACUUCACUGAGACGGACGUGCAAUUUGCCCAACCGACAACUUCUGUCGCGCAGAAGGACGACUCUUCGGGCGAUGAUUCGGAUGAUGGUUUGUUUGCUGUCCCCGUCAGAGGUCGGCAGCCUUCUACCAAGAAACCAAGUUUGACGCUCAACACAACGCGAUCCAAGAAACAAGUAUCUGUUUCAUUCGGCUCUCCCGGUCCCAGGAUACCGGACCUGGAGGAGGAUGAUGGCAGUAUGAGGAGUGCAAAGAGUUUCCAGCGUCGGACUCCAGCAACUCCCCAGUCGGAUUCAAGGGAAUCCGACGACGGUAAACUCGGACGGCGCAAAUCUUUUAUUGAGCGGGACGUCUGGGCCAACCGCCCCCCUGCAGAGGCUUUGCUUGAAAACCUUGAUGCCUUCUUCCCUGAAGUUGAUCUUGAUGAACCUGUACUAGAUGAGGCAUCACUGCAAGACGUUCCUUCGCCUCGCUCGCCAGCAUUUGUCAAUACCCCAAAUCAAGGCGUGGAAGCCUCCAGGGCAGCUAGCAACGAGUCCUUGCAACUCCCGUUGCACGGGACUGAGACGGCGCGGUCAUCAGUCUACAGCGAUAAUGACACGCUUGGAUCAGAUGAGUCAACGCUCAAAGCUCUGGAGCAAAGACCUGUCUCAAUUGCAUCUGUUGCGCAACGCAAUGUGGGCAGGCGCUCGGGGGGACUUGGACGUAUGAAGUCUAUUCGUGAAGUUGCUCGCGGUGCACAUGAAGCUAAUAAGCGGUACACUACUGCCUCGACUGCGUCUGGUAUGGGAGGCGCGAGCUCUGCAAUCCAACGUCGCAAGAGCACCAAGAUGUUUGGUGCAAACGUUGUGCAAAUUCGCCCUGAGCGCGGGUCAAUGAUUGACAUUAUGCCACAGAUUCCCCAAGAUACUCUUCCCAAACGGCAGACUACCUUCCGGUGGUUCAAGGGUGAGCUAAUCGGCAAAGGAACGUACGGCCGCGUCUAUCUGGGUAUGAAUGCCACCACGGGAGAAUUCUUGGCCGUCAAGGAAGUUGAGGUCAAUCCAAGAGCCGCCGCUGGCGAUAGCAACAAAAUGCGCGAGCUCGUUGCCGCCCUCAACACGGAGAUCGAGACCAUGCAAUAUCUCGAUCAUGUGAACAUUGUGCAAUACCUUGGUUGCGAAAGAAAGGAGACCAGCAUCAGCAUCUUCUUGGAGUAUAUUUCUGGUGGUUCCAUUGGUUCUUGCUUGCGUAAGCACGGCAAGUUUGAAGAACCAGUCGUUAGUUCUCUCACACGCCAAGCUCUCUCCGGUCUGGCGUAUCUUCACCGGGAGGGUAUUCUGCACAGAGAUCUAAAGGCCGACAAUAUCUUGCUCGACUUGGACGGUACAUGCAAGAUUUCUGAUUUUGGCAUCUCCAAGAAGACGGAUGACAUUUACGGCAACGACAAAACAAACAGCAUGCAGGGUUCUGUGUUCUGGAUGGCCCCCGAAGUGAUCCGGUCCCAAGGCGAAGGUUACAGCGCCAAGGUUGACAUAUGGUCCCUUGGUUGUGUCGUCCUUGAGAUGUUUGCAGGCCGUCGACCAUGGAGUAGGGAAGAGGCAGUUGGUGCCAUUUACAAAAUCGCAAACGGAGAGACACCGCCGAUUGCCGACGAGGUGCGCGAAGCUAUCAGCCCUUACGCACUGGGCUUCAUGUUGGAUUGUUUCACGGUCGAUCCCGGAGAGCGACCCACAGCAGAGCGUCUUCUCAUGCAGCAUGAGUUCUGCGAGUUACAGGAGGACUACAAUUUCUUUGAUACGGAUCUUUAUGCCAAGAUCCGUGGAACGUAUAACUAG
This is a messenger RNA of Pestalotiopsis fici W106-1, 5172 nucleotides long. RefSeq lists its product as uncharacterized. NCBI's taxonomy places the organism in Eukaryota, Fungi, Ascomycota, Sordariomycetes, Amphisphaeriales, Sporocadaceae. The record is from RefSeq and is a predicted model, not a curated record. Gene Ontology annotation, biological process: protein phosphorylation. Gene Ontology annotation, molecular function: ATP binding; protein kinase activity. The transcript is spliced from 3 exons. The coding region runs from base 1 to 5172 and encodes 1723 amino acids.